Desarmillaria tabescens is the source of this 891-nucleotide messenger RNA. RefSeq names its product CAP domain-containing protein. Gene Ontology annotation, cellular component: extracellular region. The record is from RefSeq and is a predicted model, not a curated record. The transcript is spliced from 6 exons. Bases 1 to 891 code for a protein of 296 amino acids. Lineage: Eukaryota; Fungi; Basidiomycota; Agaricomycetes; Agaricales; Physalacriaceae.
AUGAUCCAUUCACCCGUGAUCCUUUCUGCUGCGGCCGUUCUGCUUGUCGCCCAGCUUCCCGGUGGGUUGGCUGGCCCUGCCAUGGCGAAGAAGCAGUGGGGCGGUUGGUCGCCGAGCCAACCGUGCGGUGGAGAGGUCUAUGGACGCGACCAGCCUUGGUGGAUCUUUGCGAGCGUUACCUCUGGUUCCUGGGGAUCGUUCACGUCUCAGGCCUGUGAGACCGGCUUUCCUAGUGUGACAGACAGCGCUUCGUUGCCGUCUGCUACAGACGCUGAGACCUCCACGUUCAUUUCCAGUGAAGUCUCUUCUGUCACCCAGGAGAGUUCCACGGAAGAAUCUCGUCCAGAGUCUACUAGCGAAGCUACGGUGACGGAGACUACCGUUGAGACGCAGACACUGGUGGAAUCAGGUGGAGCCGAAAGCACUGCUACUGCUACCUCCUCUGCCUCGGCGUCCAGUUCCUCGUCCUCGGCGUCUUCGAGUGACAUCGACGCGUGGUUGACUGCACACAACACCGUCCGCAAGGAUCAUGGUGCCAAUAACCUGACUUGGAGCGAUGAGGUCGCUGCAACUGCUCAGGCUUGGGCAGAUCAAUGCAGUUUUGAUCAUUCAAGCACGUCUUACGGAGAAAACUUGGCUGAAGCCUCUGGAGAUCCGGAUAUUGCAAGCGCCGUACAGCUGUGGGCAAACGAAGCUUCGGAGUACGAUCCUAGCAACCCGACCUACUCGCAUUUCACGCAAAUGGUUUGGAAAUCUACCACUGAGCUCGGAUGCGGUUAUGCCAAGUGCUCCAACAUUUAUGCUGAUUACGGAGGUGGAGUACUUUAUGUUUGCAACUACAAUCCUGCUGGAAACGUUGACGGAGAAUAUGCCGACAAUGUCCAGGCUUGA